Messenger RNA from Pocillopora meandrina, 2852 nucleotides. The record is from the annotation of a GenBank genome assembly. NCBI's taxonomy places the organism in Eukaryota, Metazoa, Cnidaria, Anthozoa, Scleractinia, Pocilloporidae.
AUGGCUGACUUGCUACAUUGCUUAACGAGAAGGAAAAAAAUUACCCAGGAGGAGAAAACAAACACCGAGUUGUCAAAAUGUCUUACAACAUGGGAUUUGACAUCUCUUGGGAUUGGGGCCACUCUGGGUGCGGGAAUCUAUGUCGUUUCGGGACAAGUUGCCGCAAGUAUUGCGGGACCGGCGGUGAUAAUAUCAUUUGCGUUGGCGGCUGUUACAUCUAUCCUCUCAGGACUGUGUUAUGCUGAAUUCGGCGCGCGUGUACCCAGAACUACUGGCUCGGCUUACGCCUAUAGUUAUAUCACUGUCGGUGAAAUAUGGGCCUUCAUAAUCGGCUGGAAUUUGAUUCUCGAAUACAUGAUCGGUACUGCCGCCGAUGCACGAGCUUUAAGCGCUUGCUUCGAUUAUGUGAUUGGAAAUGUGAUAAGGAAUUUAACGCUGACCUAUAUUGGAGAGAUAAAUACCCCAGGUUUGGGAACCUAUCCUGAUAUCGUAUCUUUCAUCGUCACUAUCAUUGUAACAAUCGUAUUAGCCAUUGGUGUUAAGCAAUCAUCAACGUUCAGUACUAUUUUCAACAUUUUAAAUAUUUUGGUUGUCCUUUUUGUCGUAGUAGCUGGGAUAUUUUUCGUCGAUACGAAAAACUGGACAGAAGGACAAGGUUUUUUCCCGUAUGGAGCCUCGGGAGUGUUAAGUGGAGCAGCGACCUGUUUCUACGCUUAUGUUGGCUUCGAUAUCAUUGCCACGACGGGCGAAGAAGCCAAAAACGCACCUAAAUCUAUACCAGUUGCUAUUGUUGUGUCCCUAUUAGUUAUAUUUGUAUGUUAUUUUGGAGUCUCUGCUGUAAUAACGUUGAUGGUUCCUUUCGAUCAGCUCGACAAACUUUCGCCAAUUCCUAACGCAUUCGUUCAAAGAGGAUUUCCUCUGGCUAAAUACAUCAUUGGUAUAGGCGCUGUUUGUGGCCUAUCCUCAAGUCUUUUAGGCUCUCAGUUUCCUUUGCCUAGGAUCAUUUAUGCCAUGGCGUCAGAUGGAUUGCUCUUUAAAUCGUUGGCGAAGGUGAACCCACGAACUGAGGUUCCUGUGAUUGCCACAGUAUACCCAGGGCUUCUGACAGCUAUAAUUUCGUUGUUGUUUGAUUUAAAUGAGCUAGUUGAAAUGAUGUCCAUUGGGACAUUACUUGCAUACACUCUAGUGUCCCUUUGUGUUUUAAUCCUUCGUUAUCAACCUGAUGCUCCUGAGGUACCUUCGACAUACCUAUUGCACUUUGCCGCCGAACCAGAGCAAGAUGCGUACGAAAAACUUUCUUCACCCGAUUAUAUGACAGACGAAUGGGACUACGAAAUAUCUACAAAUAGAAUGGUACCUACUCCAAAUGCUGCGGACAGCUGUAGGGAGUAUUUAAACAAAGGUUUAUCUGCGGGAGAAUUGACAAAAUCUUACAGAGGAAAUACGAAACAAUUUGUACAAAAUAAACCAAGGAGAGGACCAACGGCACAGAGCUUGCGCAUCGUGCAGUGGGCAGUAACUCUAAUGUUUUUCUCGUUCAUUGGGUUCUGCGCAGCAAUAGUUUAUGGUUUGGAUGCCUUACAAAGACGAAGCUACGUGAUUGUAAUGUUUCUUGUUAUUUUCGGAAUCCUGAUUUUAUUUGCUAUUGUUGUGAUUUGUUUACAACCUCAAAACGCCAAGAAGAUCUCAUUCAGGGCGCCUUUUGUGCCGGCUCUUCCAAUGCUCGCCAUCUUCUUCAACGUGUUUCUGAUGCUGAAACUCUCCCGAUUGACAUGGAUCCGCUUUGGAAUUUGGAUGGGCUUAGGUGGGUACUUUUUAAAAGUUAUAAUGAAUAGUCAUCGAUCAAGCAAUAAUCCUUCGGCCAUCUACUGUUCCGAAUAAGUAUAUGUGCCGAAAUGCGCCGGUAAGGGCGUGCCAACACGUACCAAUAGCAGAUAACCAUCAUGCCACAUAAAUAGGACUAAAUAACGACACCACAUAUUUAAAAUCUCUUGACUGAGAAAGACUAGCAAAGAGCACACUUAGCGUUGUGGUGCUCAUUUUGAUUGGACUUCCGUGGGUCUUUUCAGUAAUAGAUCACAGAGGAUAUCAAUAUGGGGUAAGAGCAUCAAACACUCACGCGCGCGUGGCUGCGAAAAGACGCGCGGCAACAUGGAAUCCAUUUUUUUAAGCAAUCGUGAGUUAGGUAGCCAAUCAGAUUACAGCAACUGUGAUAGAGCACUAGUAUAUUUAUACUAGUAUGGAAGCGUUUGUCAGAUAUGAACUUCUGAUAUGGUUCAGCCCACCAAAGAUCUCUCUGAGGCUCCAUGGUAGAGAACUGGACUACAAAUUCCAAAGGGCUCAGCCGUUGGAUUUCCUCAGUUACUUUUCUUUGUCUCAUGCUCGUGACAGUGAUUAGUACGUUUUUCUUCAUUUGACGACCGAGAAGAGAAUGAACUAUCUUUCUCUUAGUACGUUUAUCUUUUUUUUUCUGUAGUUAAAAUCACGAAGUUCUCCCUUAUCUCUUAAACAGGUGUGCUGUUAUAUUUUGGGUAUAGCAUCUGGAACAGUCGCGAGAGAAAUAGAAUGCUCCAAGGACAAGGAUCAUUUGACAGACAGGUUCUGUUAGCAGAAAACCUUGACAGCAUGGACAUUGAAUAUGAGAUGGAAACAAUUCCAGCUCAUAGGGACGAUGUGGAGGAUUUUCCACCCAGUCCGUUUAAAUGGGACAGCUUGUAACUAUACGGUAAUGGUAAAUAACUUCCCGUCUCCUGAAUGGAGAUUGAUGCUUCUCUUCAUCUGAACAGAAAACUGAAUGAGCCACGAGGAAGUGUUUUGUUGGAAAGGAAAUUAUUUGAGGUCAGAUUGACGGC